AUGUUGUUUUCUACCGGCAGAUCUUUCCUGGCGCGGAUUUCCUUGGAUAUAUCCAGAAAUGCUAGACCAUCUGGACUGAUAGCUAAUUACUGCCAGGUGGCCACUGCCCUGCGUCCAAAGAAGGCGAAAUCGAACCGGAAAGAGUCGCAGUACUUCUCGGAUGCCAAGCGGAUCCGAGCCAUCGGCGGGAAAGGUGGCGACGGCUGCGUUUCCUUCCUGCAGCUGUGGUGCAAUGAGCGCGCCGGUCCGGAUGGCGGCGACGGUGGCCACGGUGGCCAUGUGGUUUUCCAGGCCUCCAACGAUGUGCGCAACUUCAACCACGUGGGCAGCGUGCUCAAGGCGGAGGAGGGGGAGAGGGGCGGCUCCAAGGAUUGCCAUGGCAAGAACGCCAAGCAUGCGGUGAUUAAGGUGCCCAUUGGAACGGUGAUCAGGAAUGCCCAGGGUCUAAUUGUCGGCGAUCUCGGGCAGGCGGACCUCAUGUUUGUGGCCGCUCGCGGUGGAGCCGGCGGCAAGGGCAAUCGCUUCUUUACCACCGACAAGGAAACGAGUCCCAAGGUCUGCGAAUACGGACCCACUGGCGAGGAUCUCUCCUACACCCUGGAGCUCCGCAGCAUGGCGGAUGUGGGCCUGAUUGGCUAUCCAAAUGCGGGCAAGAGCACCCUGCUGAAUGCCCUGACGCGGGCCAAGCCAAAGGUGGCUCCCUACGCCUUCACCACGCUGCGUCCUCAUCUGGGCACCGUGCAGUACGAUGAUCACGUUCAGCUGACCAUCGCAGAUCUUCCAGGACUCGUGCCCGAUGCCCAUUUGAACAAGGGAUUGGGCAUACAGUUCCUAAAGCACGCCGAACGAUGCAGCUUGUUACUAUUUCUCCUAGACGCCAGUGCCGCGGAGCCUUGGACGCACUACGAGCAGCUCAUGCACGAGUUGCGGAAGUUCGGAGGAAGCCUAGCCAGUCGCCCGCAACUGGUGGUGGCCAACAAACUGGAUGUGGCGGAGGGUCAAAGUAAUUUCGAGGAGCUGCAGCGCAGGCUAGAGAAUCCCGUGCUGGGCAUCAGCGCCAAGAUGGGUCACAAUCUGGGAGAGCUCCUUAAAAGCAUACGCAAAAGAUACGAUCAAGCUGCGUCUUAAGUUAAUUUCGUUUGUUAUUUAUAAAUUAAACUUUAAUCUUAUGAGCUAA
Molecule: messenger RNA, 1177 nt
Organism: Drosophila takahashii
Lineage: Eukaryota; Metazoa; Arthropoda; Insecta; Diptera; Drosophilidae
Product: mitochondrial ribosome-associated GTPase 2
Cellular component (GO): mitochondrion
Molecular function (GO): magnesium ion binding; GTPase activity; GTP binding
Source: RefSeq, a predicted model, not a curated record